AUUCAAUGGAAUGUUUCUGAGAUGGUUGUUCCACAGAAAGGCUACUCAAUGCGGAGGCAGCUGCUGCAGAUGGUUCUGCUCCACACAGCCUGGGAAAUGGGGAGCGGCCAGCUCCAUUAUUCAGUGUUGGAGGAAUCCAAGCACGGCACCUUCGUGGGCCGCAUUGCUCAGGAUCUGGGGCUGGAGGUGAGUGAGCUGGUGCCUCGGAUGUUCCGGGUAGUUUCCAAAGGCCGUGGAGAUUAUUUUGAGGUAAACGUACAGAAUGGGAUCUUGUUUGUGAAUUCACAGAUAGACAGGGAGGAGCUGUGUGGCAAAAGCCCUCUUUGUGCCAUUCACCUGGAGGUGAUUGUGGAUAAACCCUCGAGGGUCUUUCAUGUCGAAGUGGAGAUUACAGACAUAAAUGACAAUGCUCCAUUUUUUACAGCAAGGGAGGAAAACUUCUUAAUUCCAGAAUCAAGACUUGUAGGAUCCUUUUUUCCUCUGGAGGGAGCCUUAGAUUCCGAUGUUGGUAUGAAUGCUCAGUUAAACUAUCAGCUCAGCUCUAGUGAAUAUUUCAUGUUAGAUGUCCAAAAGAGUGUUGAUAACUCUUUAGGGUUCCUAAUAAAAAAGUCUUUAGACAGAGAAGAUAUUCCUGUGCAUCGCUUACUGCUCACAGCCUUUGAUGGUGGCCAGCCAGCGCUAACAGGAACAAUUCUUCUGCUGAUUACAGUCCUUGAUGUGAACGACAACCCUCCUAUCUUUAGCCAGUCAGUAUACAAGAUCCAGAUAUUAGAAAAUGCCCCCAGUGGGACAUUGGUGGCUAAGAUCAAUGCCACCGAUUUGGAUGAAGGCAUUAAUAAAGAGAUUUCAUACUCCAUUCGUAGUGUAACUCCACCUAAAUUAAAUACCAUAUUUAACAUUGAUCCAAACACUGGGCAGAUCAUACUGAAUGGAGAACUGGACUAUGAAGACACUAAUUCAUAUGAAAUUAGAGCAGAGGCAACAGAUAAAGGUGCUUACCCCAUGUCUGGACAUUGCAAAGUUUUAAUUGAUAUUCUGGAUGUAAAUGAUAAUGUUCCAGAGAUGUCAGUGAGUUUUCUCUUGGUGCCAGUGCCAGAGGACUCUUCACUGGGAAUAGAGGUGGCCUUAAUCAGUAUUUCAGACAGGGACUCUGGAGCGAAUGGGCAAGUGAAUUGCUCCCUGUGGCCCCCAAGGGUCCCUUUCAAGCUGGUAUUGACCUUCAAGAAUUACUACUCACUGACAUUGAUUGAGCCUUUGGAUAGGGAACAGGUAACUGAAUACAGGAUGGUAGUGAGAGCUCAAGAUGAAGGGACUCCACCACUUUCAUCUAGCAGCAGCCUGGUGGUGCCGAUCAGCGAUGUGAACGACAACGCACCCACUUUUGCUCAGCCCUCUUACACAGUCUUUGUAAAGGAGAACAACCCUCCUGGGGCUCACAUCUUCACAGUGUCUGCCUCGGACCCAGAUGUGGCCGAGAACGCCUUGGUCAGCUACUGGCUGGAUGAGAAGCUCUGGCCGCUGUCGAGCUACAUCUCGGUGCACUCGGAGAGUGGGAAGCUGUACGCCCUGCAGCCCUUGGAUUACGAGGAGCUGAAGCUUCUGGAGUUCCAGGUGAGGGCCAAGGAUGCGGGGCUGCCCUCCUUGUGUGGCAACGUGACCGUGCAAGUGUUUGUGGUGGACGAGAACGACAACGCACCGGCAGUGUCUGGGCCAGACCAGGAUAUCGCAACUCUGGUGAAGGUCCCAGUGGCAGCUGGACUCGUGGUGGGCAAGAUCCAUGCCCUGGACGCUGACUCGGGCUACAAUGCCUGGCUGCGCUAUGAGUUGCAUGAUGCAGCCAGUGGCCCGUGGCGUGUGGGGCUUUACAGUGGAGAGGUCAGUACCACACGUGCUCUGGAGGAGGCAGAGGGCGGCAACAGCCAGAGUUUGUUGGUGUUGGUGAAGGAUCAUGGCAAGCUGGUACUGUCAACCACAGCCACCUUCAGCGUUUCACUGGUGGCCAGUGCCCAGGCUGCCCAGAGUGAUGCCCGCCUCUCUGGGCUGGGAAGGAAUACAAAGCCCCUGGCAGACAAUGCCAAUCUCUACCUGAUCAUCGCCAUCUGCUCUGUGUCCAGCUUGUUCCUGCUGGUCAUCCUUGUGUAUGUGGUGCUGCGAUGCCAGAGCCAGGCCAAAGAGGCGAUGAUGUAUGGUCCUGGCACAGCCACACUCGUAUGUGCAAGCGAAGUGGGCAGCUGGUCGUAUUCCAACCGCCACAGCCACAUCCUGGCAGGGGUGAGUGGGGAGCCUGGUGCCAAGAGCGACCUCAUGGUUUUCAGCCCCAAUGUUCCUGCUUCUGCUGAGAAUGGGAAACAGCAGGAUCUACUCUGCGUUAUGGUUAGUGAUGCCCUUCUAAAGUUCCUAUUGUGA
Messenger RNA from Eublepharis macularius, 2406 nucleotides. Its product is annotated as protocadherin alpha-5-like. Bases 22 to 2406 code for a protein of 794 amino acids. NCBI's taxonomy places the organism in Eukaryota, Metazoa, Chordata, Lepidosauria, Squamata, Eublepharidae. The record is from RefSeq and is a predicted model, not a curated record. The transcript has a single exon. Gene Ontology annotation, molecular function: calcium ion binding. Gene Ontology annotation, biological process: homophilic cell-cell adhesion. Gene Ontology annotation, cellular component: plasma membrane.